AUGCCAACUGAGACUGGUGUUUACGUAGAAUCACCCCAACUGGUUGCACCGUGUGUCGUGCGAAACGCUUACCAAACUUUGGGUCAUCAUCCGCAUUCACCUGACCCAUCUUCAAUUACACCGAACUGUCCCACUUUUCGCAAGCCCUCACACAUUCAGUUUACCCGCCCUGACCAGCAAGUACAGUCUACCCGGCAACUGUCUGCCGCACAUGCGGCAGCCGCUGCAUAUCACAAUCUAAUGUUUUUCCAGCUUCAACAACAACAACAACAACAGCAGCAGCAAUUUCAGCAUCAUCCGCAACGGCAGUUUCAACAGCAGUCACAGCUGUCGGCGAAUUUUCCCCCAGUGUCCACCAUGCACCCAAUCCACUUGGCUGCUGCGGCUGCCGCAGCCGUGAGUUCUCAUUCGUGCAUUCAGAACGCUAACACAAAUCCUAUGUCUCAUUCUGAGCUCUCAUGGUCCACCACUUCGUCUGCUGUGACCGAUGUUGAGGAUCCAGCAGCCGCCGCGGCUGCCUCGUACUAUGCAGCGGCGGCUGCCGCAGCAGCCGCGGUCGCUCAACAUGGUCAACAACAACAGCAGCAGCAGGAGCAGCAACAACAACAGCUGCAGCAUCGCUAUCAUCGACAAGAGCUGGAGCAAUUCCUGUUUGAUCAGCAUUCCAUUCAUUUAGGUACUCAGCUUACUGCGGCAGAGCAGUGCCAACUGAGUGCUCAUUUGCUACGACAACAGCAACAGCAACAUCCAUUGGGAAAAUUCUAG
Molecule: messenger RNA, 765 nt
Organism: Echinostoma caproni
Lineage: Eukaryota; Metazoa; Platyhelminthes; Trematoda; Plagiorchiida; Echinostomatidae
Source: the annotation of a GenBank genome assembly